Messenger RNA from Scheffersomyces amazonensis, 1087 nucleotides. RefSeq names its product Pex22p (gene PEX22). The transcript has a single exon. The record is from RefSeq and is a predicted model, not a curated record. NCBI's taxonomy places the organism in Eukaryota, Fungi, Ascomycota, Pichiomycetes, Serinales, Debaryomycetaceae. The coding region runs from base 317 to 919 and encodes 200 amino acids.
ACCCCAACUCUCUAGAUCAACGUAAAUAAACAAUAAAUGUCAUCUUUUAUCAGAUUGUAUUCUGUAACCAUCAUUUCCCCUUACUUUCUUGUCUCUAAAUCCUCUAAAUCAACAAUAUGUGGGGAUACGAUCGAUUAGAUUUUGUUGGGUUGAGUUUCGCUCGAGGGUAGACCUCGAAACUUGUUUCGGAUUAUGGAGUUGGUCACGUGUUUUGCAACCUCGGUUGGAUGUUGGAUUUUCUGGGGUUAUAUAUAUAUAUAAAACUAAAUAAUCUUCUAACCAUCGAUUUAACUAUUAAGGAGAAGGCAGUCAAAGCAUGAGUUUAUUCAAGAAAAAUGGUAGAAAUCCCAAGCUAUUUGCUACUGCGUUGGUAGCUACCGGACUAAUUACAAUUUCAUACAAGAUCUACUCGACAUAUUUUGGUAAUAGCAAACAUAAUGACGAAGUUAAAGACGAAAUAACAGACAGUAUAACAGAUAAUAACAUAACUAAUAUAAGUGAUAGGGACAUACGGAAUGAAAACUCUUUUAAGAUACGAAAACAAUAUCUGAAUCAAUCUAUUGCUCUUACCCUUAGUUCAUCAAUCCUAUCAUCCAAACUUCCAUUAGAUGACAUUCUUGUCAAAGGUGGUGAAAAUAUCAUAUUUAUCCUUCCGCCUAACUUAUCGGAGGAUGAUUUGGAUUAUAAUUUGAAGUCAACUCCAGCAACAAACUUCAAGUUAUUGAAGUGCAGUAAUAUUCAAGGUUAUUUAUCGAUGUUGAAGAAUUUAAAGCCUGAUCUUUUGUUUGUAUGUAGUGAUGAUUUAGGUGUAAGUUUUGGUAAUGUCUCAAAGGAUUUGAAUAACUUCAUAAAGACUAUAAUUAAUUUAGAUCAAAAUAGUGAUGAUAUUUAUUUGAAAAUACGGCCAAUGUUUAAUUAGGGUUAGUUAAUUAAUUACUUAAUAUAAAUUAUUUAUUCGUUAAAUAUUGUAAAGAUUGAAUAAAAAUUUCAGACCUCAACAAGCCAAACGACAAUUACAACUUCAACUUCAACUACAACUACAACUUACAAUUAAUUUUUUUAGACCAUUACUAUUUUAAUAAAUAUA